AUGGUGAUCCAUGGUCAGACAACUCCAUCUCUGAGGUGUAAAUUGGUUGGGGUGGGGGCAGGAGGGCACAGAGAAAACUGGUUUUGCAAGUCGCUGUGGAGAUGCAGUUCUGUCAUUUCAGCUGUACCCACAGUAACUGUUUUGGUUUGCUCUGUGUUUGUAUAAUUUUUCUUUAAACACAGUGAACUUUUUGUAACAUCAUUACUACUUCCAGUCCCUCACAUCCAGUGCUCACAGAUCAUUGAUUCAGCAGGUGACUAGAACUUCUCUGUAUUUUCUAUUCUUUACACACUUGAUGCCUGAUUUUACCCCCUCCCAAACUUCCUGAAAAACUCUAUAGUAUUAUUCCAAAAAAAAACCAGGUUUAAUUCCAAGCUUUUGCUGGCUCUGUUUAUCCUGAGGUCUUCUAAUUAGCAAGGUAAGCAAAUGCUUCAGUUCAGUGCUGCUCUGGUGCCUGCAAUCAGCUGCAGGCUAUGUAAGCAUUGCUAAUGCUUACUGAUAAAUGGUGUGUGUUUGCAUCUGUGUCUGUGUGUAUAUGAGUAAAUGAUGCAGAGCACCAAUAGCAAUAGUCCAGGUGAGGUUUAAUGUCACAGUUUAUACUUGUUUCUAAUCUUAGCACUUAUGCCUUGUUAAAUAGAAUUAAUCUUGUAGGAAAAAGAAAAAAGCAGCUUCUUUCUACUGUAGUGAUGAGUGUUUCCAGUGUCUCGAGGGGUUUGGGUGUGGUUUUGGAUCAGUAAAGAACUUCAGUCUGCUCUUGUGAGGAGACUUAACUUAAGCUCAGGUACAACAGAAUUGUCUUAGAGCUUGUAAAAUAUCUAAUGUGAUGAAGAAUGCUUUGAACAGCACCCUGUUCAGCAGGCCUGCACAGGAACAGGUGACCUGUAACCUGACUGUGUCCAAAGAACAGCAGGGGGUGGCAGUGCUGUGACAGGGCAGUGUUUGCCUGCAGUGAAUCCUCCUGCACACUCCCAGCUCUGCAGUAUUUCAGCACAUGUUUACAGAGUACCCGGUGUGUUUUCCAGAUCAGUUGGCCUUGCCUAGUGAAAGGUGAUAGUGUCAGAAGUCUGCUCUUAAAAGUUCCACAUUUUCCUGAAGAAAUUUAUUGCAAAGCAGUGGCUUUUAGUAUUGGAGGAUGAUUUGAAAGACUAAAUUCUCUUUUUAAUGCACGUGUCUAUGUGUGUGGAAACACACAAUUUUCUUCUGAUUUUGAAUUUCUAAUGUAUCUCAUAGAAUCCAGGUUAUCUUUCCUCUGUCAAUAUUUGUGACUAGUUAAUGAUCAACCUCUUGACCUCAUGGCUGUUCCUGGUGUACAUCCAAAUCUCUUUCCUGUCUUCCCCUAAAAAAAAUAUAGCGAGAAACGUGAGUAUAAUUGCAUGGUCCUGUGUAAAUUGAUCUCAUUCUGGAUCCUGUGUUUUUGAAAAAAUGCUGCAGGUAGUAGAGAGGAACAUGCUUUUGAAUCCUGGUAAAUCCUUUAGCCUGGGAGGGUAAUGAGAAGAAAUGCAAACUUCUGUGCUGUCCCUGUGAGUGCUGAGAUCAGGAGAUCAGAGUGUUCUGGAUGCUCACAGACAUGGAGAGCAGCUCCUCACUUGGGACAUUUCUCCUGCUGAUGUGCUUCAUUGACAGCAGCUGCCUGUUUUCAUAUGAAGUGUUUAUGAGAAAAGACAAAGCCCACGAGGUGCUGCGAGUCCAUAAACGUGCCAACCACUUCCUAGAAGAGAUUCGUGUGGGGAACUUGGAGAGAGAAUGCAAUGAGGAGAAGUGUUCAUUUGAGGAGGCCAAGGAGAUCUUCCACUCGCAGGAGAAAACGAUGGAGUUUUGGUUCAAUUACAAAGGUUUAAAUCCAUGUAGUACAAAUCCCUGUAACAACGGUGGAGUCUGCAAAAUAAGACAUUACAGUUACUUUUGCAUCUGUCCCCCAGAAUUCAGAGGACACAACUGUGAAAUAGAGAGGGUGGAGUGCUGGUACAAGAACGGCGGGUGCUGGCAGUACUGCAGGGACAGCAGCGACUCCCACGUGGAGUGCUCCUGCACCAGGGAUUACACCCUGCACGAGGACGGCAGGAGCUGCGUGCAGGCAGCACCGUUUCCCUGUGGCCUGAUCAAAGCCAGGCAGGAACAGCGGCGGGGGCCGAAAAGGCUCCCCAGGGGCCAGUGGGAGCACGGGGAUGUGUCCCAGCUGAACAGGAGCAUGGAGGGCACAGCUGGGCAGAUGGAGCUGGAACACAGUGAUGUUGGGGAAAAGGAGACCGUAGAGGAGACCUUCGGGCAUGCUGGACAAAAGGAGGUGGCAGAAGAUGCUUCCAGCUGGAACAAGACAGGGGUGGGCUCUGUGUCUCAGAAGCCCCUGUGGGACAGCGUUGCAGGGCAGGAGCUGGAUGGCCCUGAGCACCACAAGGCAGUGGAGGGAACUGCCAGGCCUGGGAGAGGCCCAGCUGUGUGGGGUGAGCCAAGCCAGGGCCCUGCAUGGCAGGACAAGAGCACAGCACCUGCUGCCAGGCAGGAAGGAACGGGGGGAAAUGCUACGGGGCAGAACCAACGAGGGGAGGGCACUGGCAGGAACAGAACAGGGGCUGUUCAACACGGGAGCGAUGGGCUGCAGCAGAGCAGGGAUGGGGGAGACAUUCUGGACACGCCUGAGCCCACCCAGACAAACAUCAGCUCUACUUUGGAGCACAGGGACACCAGGAUAACAGGAGGAAUGCUGUGUCAUCGAGGACAUUGCCCCUGGCAGGUGCUGCUCUGGGACAGCCAGGGCGUGGGGUUCUGCGGCGGGAGCCUCCUGAGCAGUCGCUGGGUGGUCACAGCCGCGCACUGCCUGGACCUUGUGAGGCCCCACCACGUCACCGUGGGAGACUUUGACAAAUACCAGAGAGAGUUCAAGGAGCAGAAGAUCGCUGUGGAACGGAGCUGGACGCACCCACACUACGAUUCCAACGACUACAACGGUGACAUCGCGCUGCUCUACCUGAGCAGUGCCGUUGUUUUCAACGAGUACGCGAUUCCCAUCUGCCUGCCCAGCCCCGGCCUGGCCGCGCUGCUCUCCGAGGAGGGGCGGCCCGGCGUGGUGAGCGGCUGGGGAGCCACCCACGCCCGGGGCUCCACCCUGCGCUUCCUCAUGAAGGUGCGGCUGCCCCUGGUGAGCCUGGAGCGCUGCCAGCGGGCCAUGGACAGGCUGGUCACCGACAACAUGCUAUGCGCGGGGCACGGCACCGCGGCCGCCGACGCCUGCAAGGGGGACAGCGGGGGCCCCUUCACCGCCUCCCACCACAACACCUGGUUCCUCCUGGGCAUCGUCAGCUGGGGCGAGGGCUGUGCCCAACAAGGGAAAUACGGGGUGUACACCAGAGUAGCCAACUACAUCCCCUGGAUUAAAGAGGUGGUGGAAAGUGUAGCAGAUUCAGAAAACUUUUCCAUUGACUUUUCUUAAUGCCACCUGUAGGAGCAGGAAUAAUUCUACUAUUACAGUGUUUCAGUCUACAACACUGUACCUGUUCUCUUCCUUAAUGGUGUAAAAUCAAGCUUCUUACCCUCAAGGAAAUUUUGAGAGGGUUAAAUUGCUUAUUCAAAUAUUGCUAAAAUAGUUGUGUACAAUAAAAAACUAUUUGCAAGUAACAAAGGAGAAAACAACUUUGCUUAAUGCAAAUUCUUAUCAGGAAGAUUUUUUAAGAGAAAGCUAAUGCUUUACAUUUCUCAGGCCUACCUGCAUACCACAGACAGUCCUCUGUACAAAUUCAGUGCUUAGCAAAGCACAUGCAGUUGGAGUAAUGGUGUCUGGCUCUGGGGGUGAGACAGACAGUGCUGAACACAGCAGUGAGGGAGCUCUGAAGUUCUGGAGCCAAAGACAAGUCCAUUUACUAAAUUACAGAUGUUUUCUGAUACAAAAAACAUCUGUAUGGAACUGGGCAUAAACCACGCAGGAAUCCACCCAGCUGCAGGAAGAUUAAAGGAUUGUGCAGUAAAAUUCUUAACAGCUGAUCCAUAUCAAAAGUAGUUUUGAUUUUGUGACCUCUCCUACAAUUGACUAUCAAGUUUUAAUUACAACCUCCUCCCCGCACACUCCAUUGUUACCAUUCCACAAGAAACAGAACCAUUCUGUUUGCCCCACAUGGUGUUGAACUAUUACUAGUUUUGAUAGGAAGAAUUUGAAUUAGGUCUUGCACAUGACCACCAAGGCCAGUACCUCAAGGAAACAUCCCCUAGGAUUUAAAAGUAGUCCCUAGCCCCCAGUUAUCAGAGGACUAGACUGAAGCACCAGAACUACAAAAAAAAUUGGGGGAAGAAAAAAGAAUCCAUUGGACCUUCAGGGCCAAACAGACCCUGGCUCUGAGCAGCUCUGCAGUUCCUGUUUUUCACAGUUGCACACACCACUAUGGCAGUAAGGCAGGCCCUGGCUUUCAAUACAUUCUGAACUAAAAAUGGAAAAUCCCCCAAUCCCUGAAGGUUUCAGCAUGCUAAAAGCACACCCGAGGUGGUUACUGCAGCAUACACAUACCUGGGCAGAGUAGGUGAAGUCUCAGAGCAGAAGCCGUCUCGUGCCCCAGCCAGCACAGGCAUCCUCCCUCAUUUCCUGCUUUAAGUUGGUGUCCCAGCACUCAGCUCUGUUACUGUCACUGCCUCCAGUCUCACAGGGCCACAUUUAACAUGUGACUCUCCACACACCUGCAUUCACCCAUUACCAGUGCCAGCAGUAACUCAGCCAAACACCACCAUCCCCACCUCAAAGAAUUCCCAGAAUUACAGAACACACAUUACCAGCAAACAGGCUCUGCUCCUCUGGAAGGAAGGUGACUUUCUUACUGAAGAAAUUCCAACUGCCAGUUAUUUCUGCAAGGAGAAGAGUCCUCUUCUUGUAGGCAAGCUCAGCAGAGACAGCCAUUUGUGGAGGUAAAGGCAAAGAAGCAACAUGACCAGAUGCUGCUCUGCUGGUGUUCUGUAGCACCAAGGACAAAGAAAUAGCAGUAUUAUCCCCCCUAAGAGACAGGAACUUUCUCCUUCCCACUGGUUAAACAAACCUUUUGCAAAGUCACUAGUGAGCUGCAGAAACAUUUUAGCUGGAAACUCCUGGAAUUUUUAGUGGUUGGCCUGCUGGGCUUUCCUGAACUUCACAUCAGUCUUCAUGAACAAUAAAAUCCUUUGUGUGGAUAAUGGUCAAUAUUUCUACUCAAAAGCAAUACAUGUAAAUCUCCAAAGACAAAAUAACUGAUUAAUAAAUCACUGCAUAAAGAGGAACUGAACAACUCUGAGCAGAAAUUAACCAUUCACAGCUUUUCCACAUCAAGGUGGUCUGUGCAUGCCUUCCCCUGAGUAA
Molecule: messenger RNA, 5308 nt
Organism: Myiozetetes cayanensis
Lineage: Eukaryota; Metazoa; Chordata; Aves; Passeriformes; Tyrannidae
Product: coagulation factor IX-like
Exons: 9
Coding region: 1556-3427 (623 amino acids)
Biological process (GO): blood coagulation; proteolysis
Cellular component (GO): extracellular region
Molecular function (GO): serine-type endopeptidase activity; calcium ion binding
Source: RefSeq, a predicted model, not a curated record